Molecule: messenger RNA, 3779 nt
Organism: Columba livia (rock pigeon)
Lineage: Eukaryota; Metazoa; Chordata; Aves; Columbiformes; Columbidae
Gene: CHM
Product: CHM Rab escort protein
Exons: 15
Coding region: 42-1991 (649 amino acids)
Biological process (GO): vesicle-mediated transport; protein geranylgeranylation; small GTPase-mediated signal transduction
Cellular component (GO): Rab-protein geranylgeranyltransferase complex; nucleus; cytoplasm
Molecular function (GO): GDP-dissociation inhibitor activity
Source: RefSeq, a predicted model, not a curated record
GUUUCCGCCAGCGCCGGCCACGUGACGACGCCCCGCCCAAGAUGGCGGACAACCUUCCCUCAGAGUUCGAUGUGGUGGUGAUCGGGACCGGUUUGCCCGAGUCUAUUAUUGCAGCAGCAUGUGCCAGAAGUGGCCAGAGUGUUCUUCACGUUGAUUCGAAAAAUUACUAUGGUGGAAACUGGGCCAGCUUUAGUUUUUCAGGAUUGUUGUCCUGGAUUAAAGAAAAUCAGCAAAAGACGGAUGUCAGUGUUGAAUGGGAUGACUGGAGAAAACUGAUCCUUGAGAAUGAAGAAGCUAUUUCUCUUAGCAAGAAAGAUAAAACUAUUCAACAUGUAGAAGAUUUCUGUUUUGGCGAUCAGGAUUCAGCUGAAGGUGUGGAAGAAGCCGGUGCGUUGCCCAGGCUGCCUGUCUUUGGAGCCGCUGGCGCUGAGGGGGUUGCUCAGGAAUCAGAAAAAGCGCAUUCAACAGCGGAGAGCACAGAGCUGGAGAGCCCAGAACCCGAAAAAGCUACGGGCACUGAGGCAGCAAGUGAAGUAAUCACAGAAAUCACCUCCGCAGACGCAAGUUCUCAUAGUGCGGCUUUGGGCGAGUCUGCUGGGGAACUGGGACAAACUGAACCUGCGCCCGCAGAAGCUUCGGUCCAAGAACCAAAGAAAAUUACAUAUUCUCAAAUUGUUAGAGAAGGCAGAAGGUUUAAUAUCGAUUUAGUUUCCAAGUUGCUCUUCUCCCGAGGUCUGUUAAUUGACCUUCUGAUUAAGUCGAAUGUUAGCAGAUAUGCAGAGUUCAAAAAUGUGACACAGAUACUUGCCUUUCGAGAAGGAAAAGUUGAACAGGUCCCUUGUUCUAGAGCAGAUGUCUUCAACAGCAGACAGCUCGCCAUGGUGGAGAAGAGAAUGCUCAUGAAAUUCCUGACAUUUUGUUUGGACUAUGAACAACACCCUGAUGAAUACCGAGACUAUGAGAACGGUACAUUUGCUGAGUUCUUGAGAACACGGAAGCUAACGCCCAGCUUGCAGCACUUCAUUCUUCACUCCAUUGCGAUGGUUUCAGAGACUGAUUGCGGCACUCUUGAAGGUCUUCAGGCAACAAAAAAAUUUCUCCAGUGCCUUGGCCGCUAUGGCAAUACACCAUUUUUGUUUCCUCUGUAUGGUCAAGGAGAGAUUCCGCAGUGCUUCUGCAGGCUAUGUGCUGUAUUUGGUGGCAUCUAUUGUCUUCGCCAUCCUGUGCAGUGCCUUGUAGUGGACAAAGAAUCUGGACGAUGCAAAGCUAUUGUGGAUCAUUUUGGACAAAGAAUAAGUGCUAAAUAUUUUAUUGUGGAAGACAGUUACCUUUCAGAGAGUGUAUGCACAAAUGUGCAUUACAGGCAGAUCUCCAGGGCAGUGCUCAUUACAGAUCAGUCUGUACUCAACACAGGUUCAGAGCAGCAGGUUUCCAUUUUGACGGUGCCUCCAGUGGAUCUGGGAAAACCAGCAGUUUGUGUCAUUGAGUUGUGUUCCUCAACCAUGACGUGCAUGAAGGGCACUUAUUUAGUCCAUUUAACCUGUCCGUCAACUAAAACUGCUAGGGAAGAUUUAGAGCCUGUUGUGCAGAAGUUAUUCAAUCUAAAUACGGAAAAAGAUGCUGAAAAUGAAGAGCUGGAAAAACCUAGGGUCCUCUGGGCCGUCUACUUUAACAUGAGAGAUUCUUCAGGAGUUGACAGAAGUUCAUAUGAUCGCUUACCCUCAAAUGUUUAUGUCUGUUCGGGACCAGACUCUGCCUUAGGAAACGACUGUGCUGUCAAACAGGCUGAGACUAUUUUCCAAGAAAUGUUUCCUACAGAGGAGUUUUGCCCACCAGCACCAAAUCCAGAAGAUAUUAUUUAUGAUGAAGAUGAGAUCGCGCCAGAAGAGUCUGGAUUCAGUAAUUCACCAGAGACAAAACCUGAAGCCUCAACUGAGGAAAUGAGUAGUGGAGGUAGCGCUGCUGUUGAGAAAGCAGAUAAUGAAGAAUGAAUUAGCUCUGUUCUCUUAAUAGAAGAGGAGGUUGACCCAAACUGAAAUGUAAGGGAGGAAGGGUAAGAAAAAGAGGUUUAAGAAAACCAUAGUUUGUGAUUGCCUUACUUUCCUUAGCUUGAAUAAUCUUUCUUUGUCAAAUAGUUUCAUUGAUAGCAGAGACAUUUCGAAACAGUCAUAGGUUUGUUGAGAGAAUUUGGUUUGGGUUUACAUCUUAGAAAGAAUCCUCCAUCUUUUAAACAGGCAACAGGUCAAAACUAUUCCAGAAAAAAAAAUGUGCAAGUUUGCUCACCAGUCAGAAGAUGAUAUUCUGGUCCAGUGUAUCACAGUCCUACUAAAAAUCAUUGGAUCUGCUAAUUAAAAAGCUGAAGGUGAGCUUCACAAUCUGUCCUUUCCGAGUGGUUUUAUGAAUAGAACAUAAAGGCAACAAUAUUGACAGUUCUGGAGUUGCUUUAGAAUAUGUAAUGUUUGAUUUGUAGAAUGAAAAAAAAAUUAUACGGUCUUGAUGCUGAUGCCAGAAUUUAGAAACAAAUAUAAUCCAAUAGAUGUGCCUCACAGGAAACUAUUUUACGUUCAAAUUUUUUUUAAUAAGAUCUAAUAGAUUUUCAUUAGUGACUUAAUCUACUGUAGUCAGGAAAAUAGCACAAUUUAACCUUAAUGCUAGAUUUCCCAGCAAAAUUUGAAGUCAUAAAUGGAGUGUACCGGUUGUUAGUUUCCCUGGAUUUGUUGCAAUGGCCUUUGAUAAGCCAGAAGUUUAUUUUUUGAACUAUGGUGUCUGAGAAAUUCAGAUGAUGAUUGAGUUUUUUUGUGGUAGGGAGAACGUUCAACUGGUAAUCCCAAAGGUUUGUAUUGAUCUGGGUUAAUAGGAUUAAUAUUAGGGUGAUAGCUGUAAAUUAUGCAUUUCAUAACGAUAAAUCAUAAAACAUUUAUACAGUAAAAUUUAUUGAAGUAUUUAUAAGCCUAGUUUGUAUGAAAAACUACAACAUGAGAAUGAUGUUGUAAAUGGCCAUGAUAAACUUGCACUUCUUCUGAACAAUGCUUGAAAUUAGAUAUUCAGAUGAUGUGAAGUAUUUAACAUUUGCUUAAAGAUUUACUUUAAAAUGCACACCCAAUAAAUCAGCAGUAUGUCUAAAUAUAGGAAUCAGUGAAUUUUGAUGAGUCAGGGCUUAAACUUCUACAUUAACUUAGAUAUGGUUCUAGCAGUGCUUAAAUACUGUCUGUAAAUAAAGAACGCCAUGGAAUAAUGAAUAUUCAGCACUGCCGGAACGGGACACAUCCAGGCUUUCGUGCGGUUCCGCAGGGCACCUGCUUGCCUUUAAAACGGCUUCAUGCCAUAAAGGUUAAUUUAUUUAUUUUUUUACAGCAUAACUGGUAACAGUCCACUUUGUCUUGCACCAUAAUAUAUUGUCCAGUUUGUGUUUCGGAAACUGGUUUGUUAGUGUUUACAUUCUUUGUUUCUUGGAUAGGCACCGUCUUGUGUAUAAUCCCAAAGUCCUCAAAAAUACGUGUUUGAAACGUUUCCAAUGUUAAACAACAGUUAUCUUUGGAUGCUUGUGAUUGAGCAGUUAUAGUUAUAAGCAGACUGCCUCUUCAUUUAGCUGUAAUUCUUAUGUGUACUGGAAAGCAUGAGUGUAUGGUAAUUAUAUUUAACAUCUACAGAUCUGUAUAAGAACCAAGUGGAGGACCUAGUCCCUGUUUGUUUUGCAGUAAUAAGGAUCCUAGUUGAAUUUUUCAUCUCCUAUGUUUACAAGAAAAUCAUUUGAUGAAAAAUUAAAGUUUUGCUUGCAA